Molecule: messenger RNA, 2034 nt
Organism: Owenia fusiformis
Lineage: Eukaryota; Metazoa; Annelida; Polychaeta; Sabellida; Oweniidae
Source: the annotation of a GenBank genome assembly
GGACUUUGUAUUCCUCGAAUAACUCAGAGAAAUUCUCAUACACAGUGACCGUUGUAGGACGAUGUUUUUCUAGAGACAAUAGACAAAAGGUAAUAGCAGGCUUUUGAUGGAUUAGCAAAUGAGUGGAAUUAGAAUUUAGAAAUUAGUUGACUCAAUGGAAUAACUGAGAAAGGGAUACAAAGCCAGAUUACAGAGACGACAUGGCCAACCUUACAAUAGUGGAUCAACCGGUCCUGCUGUCUGGCAAUGACACCAUAUCGUCCUAUAACGACUGGUUAUACAAAGGAAUCAACGAGUUCAAGGAAACAUUGUAUACACACAAGGAAACUAGAACAAUUGUUCUGAUAUCAAUUUACGUACCCGUGUUCACAUUUGCAUUGUUCGGGAACAUUCUGGUUCUUAUACUGGUAUUUACAAACAGGAAGAUGAGGAAUGUGACAAACGUCUUUUUGGCGAAUCUGGCGGUUGCCGACUUACUGGUGUGUAUCUUCUGUAUACCUUUGACUGCUGGCAACAUUGUCUACAACAUGUGGAUCUACGGGGAGGUGCUUUGUAAACUGUCAGCAUACCUUCAAGGUGUAUCCGUGGCAGCAAGUACAUUGACCAUUAUGGCCCAAAGUGCUGAUCGCUACAUAGCUAUUCGACACCCUGUCAAGGCGAGACGUUUUGCAACUAUGCGUAAUGCAAGAAUAUUGAUAAUCUGCAUAUGGACAUUGGCCUGUGGUCUCAUGAUCCCAUUGAUUAUAAUCCGAAAACUGCACUCGUUUGACCUUGGUCCUUAUUCCGCAGAGUUGACAGUCUGUAAAGAAGCUUGGCAAAGCUCGUUUGAUAAUAAACUGUACGACUCAUUCCUUCUUGCUUUUAUCUAUCUCAUCCCUGGAUCCGUGGUGAUCAUCCUUUAUUCUAUGACAGGCUGUCGGCUACUGAUGAGCGAUACAUUCCUGCAGAGGAACAACUCCGGUGUAUCAAGAAGGAAUAACCUCAUGGCAGGUCGAAGGAAGGUAGCCCGGAUGUUACUCAUUAUAGCUAUAUUAUUUGCUGUCUCUUGGCUUCCAUACUACAUUGUUAACCUGUCCAUGCUAUACGAUGACAAAUACCAAACAGGGGGCUACCUGGAAGCCUUACCAUUCGCCCUAUUAUUGGGGCACUCGAACAGUGCCCAGAACCCUCUACUAUGUAGCUUUAUGAACACUCACUUCAAAGAGAGGAUUAAGGGCAUGCUAAAAGGGAGGUGUCACCAACAAGAUGUCAAUAGGCAGAAUAGUACAUACAUGCAAUACAGCGAAAGAGUGGGUUCAGAGAGGGUGGAACUGUCCUUCAAAAGAAUUUUUAGACAGUCAACCCACAGUAAUGGCACGCGUACAAGUUCUUUGAAAGAAUUACCAGGGGCUGAAAAGUUCUCUCUCAACGGAUCCAUUCACUCUAGAAUAUCUUCCCACAAAGCCCCUGCGUAUAUCCACAAACAUUCUAACCAACCGAGUGAUAAAAAUGUAAAAAACGCGAACGAUGUUAGUUUUGUUGUGGCUAAAACGAUCGUGGACGUCUCGAGGGAGUCAUCGAGUAAAGAUGAGAAUAGACAAUUAGAUGACACUACUGAAAUAACUAAUAAAUGAGCGAGAGAGAAUAAAUCUGCUUGUAUCACCAAGUUAUGAGAAGUGUGAGUGAAAUAUUAGAAGAGAUGUAUACGUACUUUGUAAAGUUACUUUUGUCACCAAGUUAAGAGUGAUAUUUGCAAACCUUUUUGAGAAGAGUGUUUUAAAUUACCUUAGUCAUUAAGGUAAUAUUGGGUUGCGCCCCUGUAGGCUGUUUGAGUAAUCACGAUGAGAUAAGAAACAUGUAUAACGACCAAUUUGAAUUGAAACUCAUCACAUUUUCUGUUUCAACAGAAGCAGGGUAAGGAGAAACGAGAUCUCAUGGUUUAUCAUGAUGUGAAACUACCUACUCACAAAAUAAAGACAAAAUUAUGAAAACUGCCCAAAUCACACAGUAAAGACACAAGCUUGAAAUUCUAUAACACUUUAAGAAACUACCUAA